CCUAGAAAGAAAUGGCGUCAUGGACUACUCCCUGCUAGUGGGCUUGGAGAAGAAGAACAGCCUCUUGGUUCUGGGCAUCAUAGACUACAUACGAACCUUCACAUUGGACAAACGAGUAGAGUCGAUCAUCAAGCAGUCCGGUCUGCUCGGCGGCAAGGGCAAAGAUCCCACGGUGGUAUCGCCAGAGCGCUAUAAGCAGCGCUUCAUUGAUGCCAUGGAUCGGUACUUCCUCACUGUGCCCGAUCGCUGGGAGCGUCUCUCCAAGGUCUGACUUCACACCCCUCACACACAGUUAUUAUAGAUGUAGACGCAAAAUAAAGUAGACGCCACACAGCUCCACAA
Molecule: messenger RNA, 342 nt
Organism: Drosophila miranda
Lineage: Eukaryota; Metazoa; Arthropoda; Insecta; Diptera; Drosophilidae
Product: putative 1-phosphatidylinositol 3-phosphate 5-kinase
Exons: 2
Coding region: 20-271 (83 amino acids)
Biological process (GO): phosphatidylinositol phosphate biosynthetic process
Cellular component (GO): endosome membrane
Molecular function (GO): 1-phosphatidylinositol-3-phosphate 5-kinase activity
Source: RefSeq, a predicted model, not a curated record